AUGGAAAAGUCUCAUCUGGGAAACGAGCCCCAGCAGCUCCCUGACUUGCCAGGGUACCUGCUGGGACACGCUCUAUCCUCCUGGAGGGUCUGCCAUAACUAUCAGUGGUCUCGAUGUCUGACCCCUUCCCCACACAGAUGUCUGGACAAUGUGGUCAAUGAGCAGAGUACUUCCCCACCAGUGCCACACCUCCAUGCCUUGCUGACCAGUGGAGACGAGCCUCCCACACAGACAGACAUCUUUGACCUCCUCAAAGCCUCCUAUGAGAAAUUCAGCAGCCUGCGGGCCAGCGACACUGAGCAGAUGCGGUUUAACAGGCUGAAAGUGAUCCAGUCGUUGGAGGACACAGCCAAGAGGAGUGUGGUCCGAGCCAUACCUGGGGACACUGGCUUCUCCACUGAAGAGCUGGAAGACCUUUACAUGGUGUUUAAGGUGAGAGCCGAGAACAGGGACGGGACCUGUAACUGUGACCUUGUCUUCCAAGAGCAUCCUCAGCACAGAGGUUCCUGCCGGAAGAGAAGGGGCGGGAUGUACCACGGGGACAUGACUGAAAAGCUCAAGGUGCUCUACAAGCUGCACCUUCCCCCAGCAGGCCUGGGAGACCAGGGCAGCUUGUUCCUCCCCAGGUUCAUGUUCACACGUGAACCGCACAGUGUGGUCCUCCUCCAGCGGAUGAUUCAUCAGUUCUCAGGCUUGUCCAUCACACCGCAUUGCUGUUUGCAUAUGGGGGAGACUUGUAGUCCUCUGGAAAAAGAAAACAAAAAAAAAAAAAAACGGAGUGGGAUACAGCUGCUGCUGCUUUCAGUGAUCAAGUGGGGAAAUGCCCAGGCCCUCCUUGACGGUGGUGCCGGAGGGCAGAGCCCAGGGUCAGGCCAAAGCAGGAGGCUCCGUGCAGGGAACCAGAACCCGGGGCUGCUCCCGCACAAGCACAGGCUGGACCUCGGCAGAGGUGGGCUGCAGUCCCAGCUGGAGAAGAAUGUGCUCCAUGUUGUUAUUUCCUGGUUGGCAGAGGCACUACCACAGGAAGAUCGGGAAGGAAGCAGAAGCGAGGAUACCCAAGAAAAGCGAGCAGAGGAGAAGGGGACCAGCCCCCCAGACUACUGACUCUACCUUCGCAUGUGGGCCAAGGAGAGAGAGGCUCAGAAGGAGACCAUCAAGGAUCUGCCCAAAAUGAACCAGGAGCAAUUCAUUGAGCUGUGCAAGACGCUAUACAACAUGUUCAGUGAGGACCCCCUGGAGCAGGACUUGUACCACGCCAUUGCCACAGUGGCCAGCCUCCUCCGCAUCAGUGAGGUGGGGAAGUUCUUCAGUCCCAGUGUCAAGAAGCCCACGGGUGGCACUCCCAGCAGGGACCAGGGCAGUUCCAUCGAGGAUGAGUCCCCACUGCCAUCACCUGCAAGGGAAUCCCAUCAGGACCCAGUACAGGAAUGCCAGCCGACAGCCACGGGGGACCCCUGGACCAAAGCUGGUGGAGACACCCACCUUGGAAAAGUGCCACAGGAGAGACAGACGGUGGUAGAGGGGGGCAGUGGAGAGGGGCAGGGCUCACCCUCCCAGCUCCCGUCUGAUGAUGAAACCAAAUACAACAUAUCCAUGUCCUCCUACUCAGUGGUCAGCAUGGGCUCCCUGCAGUGUGAGAACCCCACAGCCACUGCCCGCAUUGGGAACACCAUGGACGCAGACUGGUGCAUCUCCUUCAAGCAGAUCCUGGCCUCCAUCCUGCCGGAGUCUGUGCUGGUCAACUUCUUUGAGAAAAGGGUGGACAUUGGACUCAAGAUGAAGGACCAGAAGAAAGUAGAGAGACAGUUGAGUGCCUCCAGUGAGCACGAGCCAUCUGUUGCUCUGGGCUGAGCCCCUUGGCUGAGUGAUUCUGGCCGAGGCCUCUGU
Ochotona curzoniae (black-lipped pika) is the source of this 1887-nucleotide messenger RNA. Its product is annotated as TBC1 domain family member 9B-like. NCBI's taxonomy places the organism in Eukaryota, Metazoa, Chordata, Mammalia, Lagomorpha, Ochotonidae. The record is from RefSeq and is a predicted model, not a curated record.